Messenger RNA from Mirounga angustirostris (Northern elephant seal), 1962 nucleotides. RefSeq names its product large ribosomal subunit protein uL24-like. NCBI's taxonomy places the organism in Eukaryota, Metazoa, Chordata, Mammalia, Carnivora, Phocidae. The coding region runs from base 80 to 517 and encodes 145 amino acids. The transcript has a single exon. The record is from RefSeq and is a predicted model, not a curated record. Gene Ontology annotation, molecular function: structural constituent of ribosome; RNA binding. Gene Ontology annotation, cellular component: cytosolic large ribosomal subunit. Gene Ontology annotation, biological process: cytoplasmic translation; ribosomal large subunit biogenesis.
AAAAGAGCUGUUACAUCUAAAUGCAAGUAGCAUCUAGCUCUUCCCUCUUGCGGCCAUCGCUGAAGCGCCAGCGGCCAAAAUGAAGUUUAAUCCCUUUGUGACUUCUGACCGGAGCAAGAACCGAAAACAGCAUUUCAGUGCACCUUCCCACAUUUGCAGGAAGAUCAUGUCUUUCCCUCUUUGCAAAGCGCUGAGACAGAAGUGCAACGUUCGUUCCAUGCCCAUCCGAAGGGAUGAUGAAGUGCAGGUUGUGCGAGGACACUGCGAAGGUCAGCAGAUUGGCAAAGUAGUCCAGGUUUACAGGAAGAAGUACGUCAUCUACAUUGAACGAGUGCAGCGAGAGAAGGCAAACGGCACAACCAUCCAUGUAGGCAUUCACCCUAGCAAGGUGGUUAUCACCAGACUAAAACUGAACAAAGACCGCAAAAAGAUCCUUGAACGUAAAGCCAAAUCUCACCAAGUAGGAAAGGAAAAGGGCAAAUAUAAGGAAGAAACAAUUGAGAAGAUGCAGGAGUAAAGUAAUCUUAUAUGCGACUUGAAAUAAAAACUGUUAAAAUGAAAAAAAAAUAAAUAAGUAAAUGCAAGUAGCAUCUAGCUAUUAACCUAGUAUUAGGAAGAAGGAAGGAGACUGUUUAAAGUCUUUGUCCUCAACAAAGUGGAAAGUUUAAGGACAGUACGAAUGAAUACAUACAGCAUUAGGAUGCUAUCUUUCUAAGUUAUAUCCAUACUACUUUGGGGGUAUUAAGUCCUCCUUUAUUUUGGACUAAUAGUAAAUGAUAGUGGUAGUGGUUGGUAGUUUGAGGUCCUUUCUUUUCAAAAGUGGCAAAUCUAUGCUGUUUAUCAGAAUCUUCUUUUAAAUUUCAAUAUCCUGUGAAGUCCUAAGACUAGGAACCAUUGUUUUUGGAGACACUGGAAAAUUAUUCCUUCUGAUUUGAAGAAAUACAUAACAGUAGCAUUUCCUAUAGGAAGCAGUAUAAAGCAAUAUAGAAAAGUAAUAAAGAGUGUGGAUUCUGAAGCCAGACUUAACCUGGGUUCAGAAAAUAUCUCUGCCACUUCUUAUCCACAUGACCUUGGAAAAGUUACUUAAUCUCCCUGGGCCUCAGUUUCCUGUCUAUAAACUAAAGAUAGUGAUAACUCCUGCUUUAUAGGGUUAUUGAAAUAAUUAAAUUAAUCCAUUGGAAAGUAUUUAAGAUAAUACAUAGUAGUCACUCAAUAAAUGUCAGCUAUUAUUGUUGUGGUGGUGAUAGUUAAAAUUGUAGUGUUAUUGUUAUUUAAAGGCACCUUAGAUGACUAAGGUCCUUUUUGCUUCUGCAUGAAGAGAGAAAUUGAAGCAAGACACACAUUCUAGUUGAUUAAAAUGCUAGAAGAGGGCGCCUGGGUGGCUCAGUUGGUUAAGCGACUGCCUUCUGCUCAGGUCAUGAUCCUGGAGUCCCUGGAUCAAGUCCCGCAUCGGGCUCCCUGCUCGGCAGGGAGCCUGCUUCUCCCUCUGACCCUCCCGCUCUUGUGCUCUCUCUCAUUCUCUCUCUCUCAAAUAAAUAAAUAAAUCUUUAAAAAAAAAAAAGAUUGUCUUAAAAAAUAAAAUAAAAUGCUAGAAGACUAGCUGAUAUUUACUGAGUACUUACCAUGCAGUGACAGUGCAGAAUUCAAACUGGAUUCUCUGGCUUCAGGAUUGUCUGGCUUCAAAGCUCAUAUGUAAAAUCACUGUACCAUAUUACCUCUAAAAUAAAGGAAAUCAUAUGAAAGCUUUGCCUUUGAAUAAUAUUAAUAGCCUAAACAGAUGUGGAGUCAAACAGUGGCCAAGAGGGGGAAAAUCUAUAGGACAGAAAACAAACUGAAAGGGUACUUAAUAAAUUUCUGUAAUGUGCCAAAGCUGUAGACAAGGUAUGUGAAGAAUCUGAUUCAAAAUAAGAUUCAGUGGCACUAGAAAAAGCACAUUAACUUAAAUCUGGAGAAAAGUGCUUG